UUUAGGCGCCGGGUGGCCACGGCGGGGCGCGCGCGGUAAAUGGAGCGGGUCCUCGCGGAAACGCUGCUGUCGCAGAGCCGGGACCCUCGGGUCCUGCUCGGGGCGCUGUGCCGCGGGGAGGCGUCCGCGGAGCGCGUGGAGACGCUGCGCUUCCUGCUGCAGCGCCUCGAGGACGCGGAGGAGCGCGGUGGCGGCGGGGAUGCGGGCGCGCUCCCGGAGGCGGCGCGCGAGGUCGCCGCCGGGUUCCUGGUGCCGCUGCUACGGGGCCUGCGUGGGCGACCCGCGGGCGGCCCGGACCCCGACCUGCCGCCGCGGGACCGCCGGCGCGUGCUGAGGGCCGCGACCGCCGCCUUGCGCUCGUGCGCCCGCCUCGCCGGGGGCCCGCAGCUGGCGGCCGCCCUGGUGGAGGAGGCGCUGCGCGACCUUGUGGCCGGGGGGCCCGCGGCCGGUGCGGAGGCGGCGGUGGAGGUGCUGGCGGCGGUCGGGCCCUGCCUGCGGCCCCGCGAGGACGGGCCCCUCCUGGAGCGGGUGACGCAGGCCGCCCUCGCCUUGGCGCUGGGCGCCGACGGGGAGCGGGACGAGGCCGGGCCGGCGGAGGACACGGCGGAGCUGGCGGCCGGGAGGCUGCUGCCGGCGCUGGGCCAGUGCGGCGGGGCGGCGCUGCGGGCCGUCUGGGCCGGGCUGGUCGCGGCCGGGGCGCCCUCGGGGCCCGGCCGCGUCGGGCCGCGGCUGCUCGUGCUGAGCGCCCUGGCCGAGAGGCUGCUGCCCGAGCCCGGCGCCGACCGCGGCCCGGGAGCGGACGAGGAGGUCCCCGACGCGCGGCGCUGCGGGCGCUUCUGGAGGACGGUGCAGGCGGGGCUGGCGCGGGCCCCCGACGCGCUGACGCGCAAGCGGGCGCGCUACCUGCUGCAGAGGGCAGUGGAGGUGUCGGCGGAGCGCGGCGCGCCCUGCGCCUGCGGCCCCCGCGAAGGAACCGGCCCAAGUCUGUUUUGGUGGUCCGAGAAGAAGAAAGAUGAGCUGCUAAAGUUUUGGGAAAACUAUAUUUUAAUUAUGGAAACUCUAGAAGGAAAUCAGAUCCACGUUAUAAAGCCGGUUUUACCAAAGCUAAACAGUCUGUUUGAAUAUGCAGUGUCAGAGGAAAACGGUUGCUGGCUCUUUAACCCCUCCUGGCACAUGUGCAUUUAUAAAAGAAUGUUCGAAAGUGAGAAUAAAGUCCUGACCAAAGAAGGUGUCAUCCAUUUUUUGGAGCUGUAUGAAUCAAAGACUCUUCCAUUUGCACCAGAGCUUUCUGAGUUUAUUAUUGGACCAUUAAUGGAUGCACUUUCGGAGAGCUCUCUGUAUAGCAGGUCCCCAGGCCAGCUGAUAGGAAGUGGUUCUCCACUGGGAUUGAAAUUACAGAAGUUUUUAGUCACUUAUGUUUCUCUUCUUCCAGAAGAAAUAAAGAGUAGUUUCCUACUAAAGUUUAUUCAGAAGAUGACAAGCAGACAUUGGUGUGCCAUUCCCAUUUUGUUUCUGUCUAAGGCUUUGGCAAAUGUCCCAAGAUGUAAAGCCCUGGGUAUAGAAGGGCUUCUUGCUCUCAGGGACGUUCUGCAGCGCACGAUGAUCACCCACCAGAUCUUGCUGAGAGGGGCCGCACAGUGCUAUCUUCUUCAGACGGCCAUGAAUUUAGUAGAUGUGGAGAAGGUGACCCUUUCAGAUGUUUCAACUUUUCUCAUGUCUCUGAGACAAGAGGAGUCCUUAGGACGAGGAACCUCAUUGUGGACAGAGCUCUGUGAUUGGCUGCGUGUUAAUGAAAGCUGUUUUGGGCAAGCCUCAGCCUGUAGUCCCACUGGACUUCCCGAGAUACCGUCUUUAAAUGCUUACGUGAAGAACCUAGUUCAAGAAUAUAUUACAUUACCUGCUGGGGAAACAGGAGAAGACUGCUUUAUGCCUGACUGGUUUGAAGCCAAGCUCGUUGCUAUGAUGGUCUUGCUGGCUGUAGAUGUGGAAGGAAUGAAGACGCAGUACAGUGAAAAGAGGAGAACCCAGAAUGUAUUAAGGAUAUUCUUAGACCCUCUCCUGGACUCCCUUCUGAAGUUGGGCACCAAUGCCUACAUGCCCGUGCUGAGAGCCGACAGAUGCCUCCAGUUGCUGUUGAAGCUACUGCACACUUGCAUGUUGACAGGUUCCGGUGCCCGAGAUGAUGAGGUGUUCACACUCCUCCAGAGCUUUGCCAUGUCUGCUACCGAGAGCGUUUCUGAUUUUAUCCUCCGACGGCUUACCAUGAAUGAACUCAGUAGUGUUUCAGAUCUGGAUCGUUGCCGUUUAUACCUGAUGGUAUUAACUGAGCUUAUAAAUAUCCAUUUGAAGGUUGGGUGGAAAAGAGGCAACCCCAUUUGGAGAGUUAUUUCUCCUCUGAAAAAUGCAUCCAUCCGGCAUCUUCAAGAGAUAGACAGUGGACAGGAGCCGACCCUUGCCAGGCAGAUCCAGAGGGUCGUUAGCAUGGCUGCCUUGGCCACGGUGUGUGAGGCCGUUGACCAGAAGCCGGAACUGCAGCUCGACUCCCUGGAGCCAGGACCCACGGAAAGGUUCCUCGCCUCCCUCCCGCUCAAUCACACACUGCAGAAGCCGCACCCAGAGGAGCACAGCAGUUUUUCUGAAGACUCGGCAGCUUCCCAAGGAUGGGGGAAAGUAGUCGCACAAUAUAUUCAUGAUCAGUGGGUCUGCCUCUCUUUCUUGUUGAGAAAAUACCACACCCUUAUACCGUCGUCGGAGGGUGACGUUCCGGAUCCCGUCCUGCCUGCUGUUCAGAUGCCGGCGAGGACCCUGCAGUCCGCGCUGGGAGCCCUCACAGUCCUGCCUUCAGACCAAGUCUUGCCUGUGUUCCACUGCAUGAAAGUUCUGGUUCCCAAGCUUUUGACCUCCUCUGAAUCACUCUGUGUAGAGUCUAUUGACAUGGCUUGGAAGAUUAUAUCUGCUUUAAGCAACACUCAGCUGAUAUUCUGGUCUAAUUUAAAAGCUUUUGUUCAGUUUGUUUUUGAUACCAAAGUUCUGACCAUCGCUGCAAAGAUCAAGGGCCAGGCGUAUUUCAAGACAAAAGAGAUUAUGUACAAGAUGAUUGAAAUGUCUGCUAUAAAAACCGGAGUCUUCAAUACACUGAUAAGUUAUUGCUGCAAAUCUUGGAUAGUUUCUGCUUCAGAUGUGUCCCAAGUGUCUUUGUCAAGUGCUAAAAAUUAUAGCGAACUUAUCCUCGAGGCUUGUAUAUUUGGAACUGUGUUUAGGCGUGAUCAAAGACUUAUUCAGGAUGUGCAGACCUACAUAGAAAAUCUUGGACACGAUUGUGCAGCAAACACGGUUAUUGAAAAUACUAAAAGAGAAGACCACUAUGUGAGAAUUUGUGCUGUCAAAUUCCUGUGUUUAUUACAUGGCUCAAAUAUGUCUCAUAAGUUGUUUAUGGAAGAUCUUGCAAUCAAGCUAUUAGAUAAAGAUGAGUCGGUGUCCAAGUCCAGGACGCGGUACUACGUGAACUCCCAGCAGCACCGGCUGAAGAACCGGGUGUGGCAGACGCUGCUGGUGCUUUUCCCCAGCUUUGAUCAGAAUUUCUUGAAUAGAAUUAUUGACAAGAUUUUCCAGGCUGGUUUCAUCAAUAAUCAAGCAUCCAUAAAAUAUUUCAUAGAAUGGAUUAUUAUAUUGAUUCUUCAUAAAUUUCCUCAAUUUCUGCUGAAGUUCUGGGAUUGCUUUUCUUAUGGUGAAGAAAACCUUAAAACAAGCAUUUGUACAUUUUUAUCCGUUUUGUCACAUUUGGACAUCAUCACUCAAAACAUUCCAGAAAAGAAACCAGUCCUGAAGAAAGCCCUUGUCAUCGUGCUGCAGUGGAGUUUCAGUCACAACUUCAGCAUCCGACUAUACGCCUUGGCUGCCCUGAAGAAGGUCUGGAGCAUGUGUAAGGCGCUGUGCGUGGAAGAACUUGAGUCAUUGACGUCUGUCAUUGAAUCCAGUCUCAACCAAGUGGAAAACAUGCCCGGAACAGGGAACGCCAAGAAGAAUUGGCAGCGCAUCCAAGAGCAUUUCUUUUUUGCCAAUUUCCACCCAGUUCAGGAUUACUGUCUGGAGACCAUAUUUUACAUCCUUCCACGCCUUUCAGGCAUGGUUGAAGACGAAUGGAUUGCCAUUGGUAAAUUUACCAGAUUCACGGACAUCCCCUCAGAUGCAGGAUUUCAGUGGUACCUUUCGCCGGCUCACCUCUGUGAACUGAAACCGGGUGACUGGGCUCAGCAGGACGUAGGUUCUCACUCGGGCGAAGCAGAUAGCCAUUCUGAGUGGACAGAUGUUCAGAAGAAGAUUAUCCCCUGGAAAAAUAAUGCUCCAGAUUUAGAUCUGGAGCUAGUAUUUCAGGAUCGAGUUGCCAAGCUUGGAAAGUCAAUUAGCAGACUGAUUGUAGUGGCCUCGCUCCUUGAUAAACCAACUAAUUUAGGAGGACUGUGCAGGACCUGCGAGGUGUUUGGGGCCUCGGCCCUUGUGCUGGGCAGCCUGCAGUGCGUCAGAGACAAGCAGUUCCAAGGCCUCAGCGUCUCCGCAGAGCAGUGGCUGCCUCUAGUGGAGGUAAAACCACCUCAGCUCAUCGAUUUUCUGCAACAGAAAAAAACAGAAGGUUACACCGUCAUUGGUGUGGAACAAACUGCUAAGAGUGUAGACCUGACUCAGUACAGCUUUCCGGAGAGAUCUCUGCUCUUGUUGGGAAAUGAACGUGAGGGAAUUCCGGCAAAUCUAAUCCAACAGUUGGAUGUUUGUGUGGAAAUUCCUCAGCAGGGCAUUAUCCGCUCGCUGAAUGUCCACGUGAGUGGGGCUCUGCUCAUCUGGGAGUACACCAGACAGCAGCUGCUCAGGCAUGGGGGUGCCGAGUCAUGAACUUUGUGCCUUAUCUGAGAUCAGUUAUUGGUGCUCUUGAAACCUUGUUUUAAAGACUGUACUAAUGAAAUCAACUCAAAAGUUUACCAGGAUAAUUUGUAUUUCUUUUUCUUGCCAAAUUAAUGCCAAAACUUUUUCAUGUGCCUUAAAUAUAGGACUAUGUUUACCCCUUAAAUAAAUAUUUUUAGCUAAAUUGCAUUGCUUCUUUAAUUAAAUAUUUUAAGCAGUUGUGGAAAUAAAACAGUGUAUUUUAAGAAGAGAAUUUCUUUCAGAAAUGAUGACCGUGACGGGAGUAAGGCAGAAUUUCAGCAGCUGUCACCUGCGAACACCACACACUUCCCUCUCCAGGAGCGGUGGUGGGUGGAAGCAGAGGUCCUGCCCGCGGGGAGAGGAGCCCUCAGCCUCUGUUUGCUGCUUCCUAUCGACUUAUUCCCAGGGAGGAGACCUGCCUGGCCAGCUGUUGAGAAAGCUUCCCUUUCCAUGAUGCUCAGAUAAUAGGUUUGAAUUUCCUUUUAAAGCCAGGGAAUAGGCCUUUAUCAUUCAUAUGAAGUUUUUGGAAAACUUCCCUACACUCCCUUUGCUCAGAGAGUUCAGAUAAGGUUAGUAAUGGUCUGUAUUCUGACAGACGCCAACAUCAACCCAAAGACAGUGAAUUAUUCUUAGGCAUCAUCACCAAGAGGAAGAAUGGAGCCCAGUCAGUCCGAUUUACUAUUUCUGUUGUCCUGAGGAUGUUUUUGUUUGAUAUUGAGAAGACUUCAGUAUUGAAUGGGGACCAUUUAUCCCCGUCUAGCAAUGAACUUCAAUCAUGUGUGGGUCCUUUUUAAUAAUACUUGAAUUUCAGAAUCUGUUGCCGGUAUGUUUUUUUUCUUCUUCUGUAGCUUUGAUAAUUUUUGUUUUGCAGAAGAGUUGCAAAGAUAGUGCAUAGUCUGCCUAUGCCCUUCCCCCAGGACCCUCCAGUCGGAUCUUACAGAAUCGUGGACCCGUAGCAGAACUAGGAAAUGAACAUUGGUAACGGUGCUGUUCGCUAAGCUGCAGACCACCACUCUGACCUCCACUGGGAUUUCUCAUUCUGUUCCAGGACGCUGCAUCACAUUAGGUGGUCAGGUCUCCUCAGUCUCUUGUGAUCUCUGACAGAGUCUCAGUCUUUCAUUGUCUUUGCUGACUUUGACACUUUCGGGAAGUACUGGGUAGAUAUUUUGUGAAUGUCUUAUCAUCUGGGUUUGUCUGGUGUUUUCUCGUGAUCGGAAUGAGAGCUGGGUUUUUGGAAGGACCCCGCAGUGCUAACGCACGCCCUUUUCGUCACAUCUCAGUGUGAGCUACUCCUGAUUGUCUGUCGAAGGCACAGUUCACCUCGUUCUUCUCAGUGAAGUUCUGCUUUUUGCUCUUCAUGCUCUGUUUGUGAGAAGCUGGGUCACUACGCCUUGCCCACACUCCAGGUAGAAUAUAAGCUUCACCUCUUGGAGGGAGGAUGACCAGACAUGGGGAGCAGCUGUUGAAACUGCAACGGUAAUUAGUAAGUAUUGUGGGAGAGCGACUUGGAGGCUCUGCGGGGAACUUUCUGUUGAGCGUGUUGCCCACUCAGUCUAGUCCUCUGCAGGGUGUUGCCUACGGUAUGCUCAUGGUGACCGUCUGUUUCCCUCACUUCUCCAUUUGUGACUCGGGAUUUUUCUGUAAGGAACACCAGUCCCAGAUUGACUCAUUUGUUCAGAUCAGUGUGGAUGGUUGGCUCGUGUCCUUCUGACCUGCUCCCAUUCUUCCAUUUCUCUUUUAGAACUUCCUUUCUUUCUGGCAGCUCUCGGUGCUCCAGGUGCUUUCAUUUUCCCCACUCCAGUUCUGGAAUCCAACAGUUCUGCAGGGAGCACAGACGGCCUUUUAGGUGGCUGGAGCUAGGGAAUUCAGUGUCUACACCGCGUGUGUGCACACACAUGGUGUCUAGACGUGAAGGUGAACGUGAGUUUCUUAGAAGCCUCAGGCACCAGUCGGCUCCGCAAAGUUAAUCCUGACACUUCUUAUUUUUAACUGCUUUUU
Molecule: messenger RNA, 6915 nt
Organism: Lutra lutra (Eurasian river otter)
Lineage: Eukaryota; Metazoa; Chordata; Mammalia; Carnivora; Mustelidae
Gene: TARBP1
Product: TAR (HIV-1) RNA binding protein 1
Exons: 30
Coding region: 40-4887 (1615 amino acids)
Biological process (GO): tRNA methylation
Molecular function (GO): RNA binding; tRNA (guanine) methyltransferase activity
Source: RefSeq, a predicted model, not a curated record